This is a messenger RNA of Saprolegnia parasitica CBS 223.65, 359 nucleotides long. RefSeq lists its product as hypothetical. The transcript has a single exon. The record is from RefSeq and is a predicted model, not a curated record. NCBI's taxonomy places the organism in Eukaryota, Oomycota, Saprolegniomycetes, Saprolegniales, Saprolegniaceae. The annotation marks the transcript as partial.
AUGGUGCUCGUAUCUCGACCGACAGCGCUGGGUCUCUUGCUGCACGCGGCGGUCGCGGCAGGUGCACUUACCUGCGUCCGUGAUCCGUCCAUCAAAAGCGCCGUCGGCAACUGGUGCAUGUGCCAGCCGUGCCAUCUCUGCGAAUAUUCGCUCUUCAAGGGGUGCCAGCCCAUGACACAGAACGCCAUUUCGCUCUCGAACGGGUCAGACAUGCCCUCCAAGCAGCCGAUUGUGGACCCGGCGGCGUGGUUUCUCUCUGAAGCCGAGCUCACGCGCAGCCGCGGCGGCGUGCCCCGGUCGUCGCUGGCGACGGCGACAUCCGGUAACCUCGUCGACGUCUACCCCGACACGAGCAGCGC